This is a messenger RNA of Dicentrarchus labrax (European seabass), 3758 nucleotides long. RefSeq names its product cyclin-Y-like. Gene Ontology annotation, cellular component: cytoplasmic cyclin-dependent protein kinase holoenzyme complex; plasma membrane. The transcript has 11 exons. Gene Ontology annotation, molecular function: protein kinase binding; cyclin-dependent protein serine/threonine kinase activator activity. Bases 515 to 1552 code for a protein of 345 amino acids. Lineage: Eukaryota; Metazoa; Chordata; Actinopteri; Moronidae. The record is from RefSeq and is a predicted model, not a curated record. Gene Ontology annotation, biological process: regulation of canonical Wnt signaling pathway; regulation of cyclin-dependent protein serine/threonine kinase activity.
CUUAUUAUCAUCAUUAAAAAACAAAAGUACAUCUAAUUAUUUCAGCAGUAAAUCAUAAAAGCAGCUCCUCCUCUAUCCUCUCUGCUCUCCCUUUUGUAACCACCCACUUGAACCGGAACCUUUUCUCGGGAUUUGCAGCCCUCCCUAUCGGUCUAUCGCCCUGACAGCCAGCCACAACACCGACCCACACGCCUCUGUGCGCCCAUCGCCGCCCAUCUCUGCCCGGAGCGGGAUGCGUCCAGUUUCACGACGCCUGGCCUAGCUGUGGCAGGUCGGCCCGUUACAUACAGAUGGAAGUGACACAUCCAUCCUCUGUGACAGUCUCUCCGUGGACACCGACGACUGACAGGAUCCAGGGGCGCUGCGGUACGGAUGCACCCUAUGCGCUCUGGUGAUCUACGGUGACCGGCGCGCCUCGGUGGAGCGGGAGACCCGUCGUUUCAAGCCUCUGUUUCGGCGGAAAGGAUCGCCCACACCCUCCCCCCCUUCCCCUGGGGGUCGCUAAAGGGGAACGAUGGGGAGCACGACCUCUUGCUGCGUGUCUGCCAGCCCCAAGCUCCGCAGAAAUGCCCACUCCAGGCUGGAGUCGUACCACCAAGAGUCGGAGCUGAGCAGGGAGGAGACGGGAUGCAACCUGCAGCACAUCAGCGACAGGGAGAACGUCGACGAGUUGAACAUGGAGUACAAUCCAUCGGACCAUCCGCGGGCCAGCACCAUAUUCCUCAGCAAAUCCCAGAACGACGAGGUGCCCUACAGGAAUGUGCGGGAUAAACGAAAAAGCCUCUUCAUCCAUAAUCAUGGUACGUUGAGGCGGAAAUACAGCUCCUGCUCCACUAUUUUCCUAGAUGACAACACAGCCAGCCAGCCCAACCUCAAAUACACCAUCAAAUGUGUAUCACUGGCGAUUUACUACCAUAUAAAAAACAGGGACACAGAAGGAGGGAUGCUGCUAGAUAUAUUUGAUGAGAAGCUCCAUCCUCUCUCAAAAUCCGAGGUUCCGCUGGACUACGACCAGCAUGACCCAGAGCAGAAGCAGAUCUACCGGUUUGUCAGGACGUUGUUCAGUGCCGCUCAGCUCACUUCUGAGUGUGCCAUCGUCACACUGGUCUACCUGGAGAGGCUCCUGACCUAUGCAGAGAUCGACAUCUGUCCGGGUAACUGGAAGAGAAUCGUUCUGGGUGCUAUCUUGCUUGCCUCCAAGGUCUGGGACGACCAGGCCGUCUGGAACGUCGAUUACUGCCAGAUCCUCAAGGAUAUCACUGUAGAGGACAUGAAUGAGUUGGAGCGCCAGUUUCUGGAGCUGCUGCAGUUCAACAUCAACGUGCCGUCCAGUGUCUACGCCAAGUACUACUUUGACCUGCGAUCACUUUCAGAGUCCAACAACCUCAGCUUCCCCCUGGAGCCGCUCAGCAGAGACAAGGCCCAAAAACUAGAGGCUAUCUCCAGGCUAUGUGACGACAAGUACAAGGACGUACGGAGAGCUGCAAGGAAGCGCUCAGCCAGCAUGGACAAUCUAUGUGGGAUCAGAUGGGUUCCUGCAAUCCUCUCCUAACAACUAUUAAUCUGCCACGUACUGAACACUGGCAUCAGGCUACAGACACUGGCUGGAUGAGAAAACUACCCACAUAUUACAAAGACAUGAAGCAGUGAUUGGAACCCGAAAUCACGCUCUGGUCCUUACACCUUCAAACUGGAGGCAGGAAAGUGAAACCACCAUCUGAGGAGAUGAGGUGAAUGCCAGAGAGGUUUCUAACUUAACCUGGUGCCUUCACAGUGCCUCACCCAUUCUGUUCAUGAAAGAGAGAAGGGAGUUCCAGGUUGUUACAUCAGCUGUUCAGAAAGAUCUAGCUUUGGACCAAUCGAGAAAGUCCUGGACAAGGCGGCCUUGAAAGCCACCUGGGACAUGGCAUUUUGAACCUGUCUUAAGAUUCUGGGUUUCUGGUUUUGUCCAGACUAAUCUGUGUCUGGCUAAUUUGAAAGAUUUAAUAUAACCUGCCUUUGAAAUGGCCCUGCAACUUCACAAUGAAACAUAUUAUUUAUUUUACUUGAUUAUGUGAACGGUUGCAGCUGCCUGACCCCAUAGUACCUGCAAAUACACUAGUGUAGCACUGGAAUUUCUACCGGUUAUUUAUUUCCUUUGACAGGUCUUAGAAUAAUGAAAGUGUUAGCAAGUUUUCUCCUUUGGAAAUCUUUAUAUUCAACGUUUACAGUAUUUCUAGCGUACCUCUCAAUACUCAGGUAGCCUGUUCAUUCUUUUGAUUUAUUGUGAUGCUGAGAGUCGAAACACAAAUUAUGACAAGUGACAAAUUGCAGAUGGAAGGAGCCAGAAUGAUUAAAACAUUGUGACAACAUUCCCCACAGAUGGCACAAAUACAUUCCUACUUUGGGGGCAUAAUCACAAGCAUGCUCAAACACUGCACAACAUGAAAUAUAGACCAGAGCACGUUUAGAUUAAAUAUUCAUCUGAUUUUGGUUACAUCUUAACUUGACUUUGUCCAAUUCAAAAUUUUAAAAGCCCCGUAGAAGCUUUGAGUAGAGUAAGCCCACCUCUCUGCUGACAUCUAGUGGAUAUUUGAUCAUUGCAAAAAUCUAUUAGUUCAUUUACACACAAAUUUCCAAAAAAUGUAUUGUGGUAUCUCUUGGAAUUUACUUUUCUGCCUCCACUACAAUACCCUAACACAAAAACUUCAGUGUGGAGGGUUAUUUUGCACCUUACAAAUGUAUUUAGCACCAAAAUAUACUGUUACUGUUACUGUAAAACUAAAACUUGCUGCAAACAGCUGGAUGUACUGGUCUGACAAGCACACUCUGCAGUGGAUGCUGGUCAGUAGAGGGCGUGAGAAGGCCACACAGCACUGCUUGGUUUUUUAUUCAGUAUUAUAGAGCUAGAUAACAGUACAUUACAUCUACAGCACAUUUGGAAAAUUGUAAAUUAAGUAUCUCAUCAAUUAAGUCUCAUGCUCAAUGGCUGCUAACCCAGUGUCUUUAUUUCCUAGCUGACCCCUUCACAGUGCUGUUUGAUUGAUGUUGAUCAUUUAACUUAGACUGAAGGAAGACAGUAGAUCCAUGCCUGUAACGCCUGGGUUAAAGGGUUUUGAACAGCUUUCCCAAAUUCCUAAAACCCAAUAACUAAAUAUUCAUAGGAGGCUGACACAUUGCUAAGGAGAAGGGAACAGAAAGUUAACUUUUCAACAGUAGUCUCGACCAAAGAAAAGUGUACAAAGGUGAGUCUGAUCAUAAUAAAAGACCACAAAUCAUUCAAGAGAUCUUGCAGUGAUCUGCUGUGUGACCAGUAACACCAGUGUGUCCUGUUGAUCUGCCCUUAAGAAAAAGGACCAGCCAUGGUGUAUGCCUCUAAAUUCAGAUUUCUAAAAGAAGUAAGGCAUGAAGUGUGCUUUCAUUCACCACAAAGGUAUACUUUCAUUACUUUCAAACCCCAGAAUCAUUAUGCUGAACACACACAAAUUGGACAAACAUUUAAAAAAACUGGAAAUCAUUUCAGCACAGAGAACACUUUUCAAUCUGUUGUUAAUUUCUAUCAAGACAAAAGCCGACUGCUGAGCCAAGUCUUUAAAGGUGUUGAAACUGCUGAGGAACUGAUUAUUUUGUGUUUCCGUUGUACAUUUAAUUCCAAUCUAAUUGCUACUGGCAAACAACUGAUCAGGUUUUCAUGUUUGUUUCUCAUUUGUCUAAAGCACUAAAAUCUAAUUAUUUUGCAAAAUAACUUUGUACAAUGUAUAAAGAGUUGAAAAAACUGA